AUGGUUCGCACUGGUCUUGGUAGCCUGGGCGUUGGCGUUUUUGGGCCCCUUGUCGGAGGUCUCUUUGUUCAACACUCGACCUGGAGGUGGUGUUUCUACAUCAACCUGCCUUUCUGUGGUAUUGGUUUGAUCUUGGUUCACUUCUUCGUCCGCUUCCAGACGGACAGAUCAUCCUUGCGAGAGAAAUUAGUGCGCGUUGACUGGAUCGGCGGUUUCCUCUUCAUUUCCAGCCUGACAAGCUUCCUUAUGGGUAUCUCGUGGGCUGGUAUCCAGUUUCCUUGGUCAAGCUUCCGUACGAUCACACCGAUCGUUGUCGGUACCGUGGGAAUCUUGCUCUCAUUGCUCUGGGAACGUUAUGGCGCAAGACAACCAUUUCUCAGAAGAUGCCUCUUUUACAGCUCUUCCGCUGUUGCAGCCUAUGUCUGCGCUUUUUGUCAAGGGUUGGUCCUCUUUUUGGCUCUAUAUUACGUGCCAUUCUAUUUUAUGGCUGUGCACUUCGCCACUGCAACCAAGGCUGGCAUCAACAUCUUCCCAGUGACAUGCUUUCUGCUCCCAAGCUCAGCAAUCGUCUCGGUCCUGAUCACGCAUCUGGGCCGAUUCCGAUGGGCUCUCUAUCUCGGUUGGACAAUCACGACGCUCGGUUCUGGCUUGCCUAUUCUCAUGGCCGUUCGUGGUGAGAACAUCAAGACGGCAGAAUGGGUUGGCAUCUUUGUUGUCUUCGGUUUGGGCAACGGCAUAGUCCUGACCAGUGUCAAUUUCGCGAUCCAAUCGAUUGCCCGUGGUGAGGAUUGUGCUCGGGCUGCCAGCAUGUAUGCCUUCUUCCGUACGCUAGGGAUGACCAUCGGUGUGGCUGUCGGUGGCACAGUCUUUCAGAACAUGAUGUCCUAUAAGUUGGAACAGCUAUCUCAGCCGACUUCCAUCAAUCAUUAUUUACUUUAUAGCCCUUUAUAUAGUUAG
Endocarpon pusillum Z07020 is the source of this 957-nucleotide messenger RNA. RefSeq lists its product as uncharacterized. The transcript is spliced from 2 exons. The coding region runs from base 1 to 957 and encodes 318 amino acids. Gene Ontology annotation, biological process: transmembrane transport. Gene Ontology annotation, molecular function: transmembrane transporter activity. Lineage: Eukaryota; Fungi; Ascomycota; Eurotiomycetes; Verrucariales; Verrucariaceae. The record is from RefSeq and is a predicted model, not a curated record.